UGAAAGUGUCAGUGUAUUGAUACUGUCUUCAUUUUCCGCUUUCCAUGACUGCUUUCCGGAUUUAUUUUGUUUGCUGCGUAUAAAGAUUAAAAACUGCAGAACCGUCCAAUACAGUUUCCUGUGUACUGCACUGCAUAGCCUCUAUGGGAGUCACGUGACAAAAGAACAAACGACUCAGGACCGAAAAGACUUAAAGUGAAUGAUCAACCGGACUGUAAGCAGGGACAAAAGCUUAAACACUUGCUGAGUCACUCUUGAAGAGAAAAUUAACUGAGAGUUAGACUGCCAUGGCCCACAGGCUGUUUGAGGAGAAACACCAUGCAUCAAUUUACCAAAAAUAUCGCAUAAAUCCACCUGAUAGUGUUAUGGAGCUCAUUCUGGAGUACCUAAACAAAAAGAAAGGACCUCCUUGUGAGCUUGCUGUGGACCUGGGCUGUGGGACGGGACAGAACACUCGGCUUUUGGCCCCUCACUUCCAAAAAGUAGUGGGCAUUGAUGUCAGUGAGUCCCAGGUGGAGGAAGCCAGGGCAGUGCCAGGGUUUGCCAAUGUCACCUACAGGUCAGGUCCAGCAGAGGUGCUGCCAUUUCCUGAUGGUUCUGUGGAUUUACUGACUGCAGCAUCUGCAGCUCACUGGUUUGAUACUGAACCAUUCCUUAAGGAGGCAGCACGUGUGUUGAAGCCUCAUGGGUGUAUUGCUCUUCUGGGUUACACUGAUGACUUUAAUCUGUAUUAUGGAUCCUGUAGUGACAAACUGAACAACAUUUGUGCAGAGGUAAAGAAGGUUAUCAAACCUUAUUCUAGUUCUCGGGCGGUAAUAGCCAAUAGAAGACUGCAAGCUUUAUUUGAAGCAAUACCCUUCGCCGACAAAGAAAGGAUUGAAAGAAUUCCACUGAAGAUGGAGAUGACGGUUGCAGGUGUAGUCGGCUUUGUGGAGACUUUCUCUUCCUGUCAGACCUACUUUAGGACAAAUCCUCAAGAAGCAACUGCUCUUUUAGAGUCAAUGAUGACACGGCUUCUAGAGGAAAUGGGCGUCUCAUCACCUGAGACUAACUUAGAGUUCACUACUGACUUCUAUUGUGUGCUGGCAUGUAAACCACAGUGAAGAGAAGCGCUCUGAUUUAAACGAAGACUAACAUGAAGGCUAACAGAACAUUAUUCAUCCAUAUUUUAUUGUUUGUAAUGAUCACAUUGGUGCACUAUUAAAUGGAUCAAAUUAUUGUUAUUUGUAGAAAUCUACCACGUGUUAGCACAGAGAUUUUUAAAACAUAGUAAGUUGUUUCUAGAUGUAGAUUCAAAAGCUAAAAGCUAAUAAAGUCUUUAUUUUA
Messenger RNA from Clarias gariepinus (North African catfish), 1326 nucleotides. RefSeq lists its product as uncharacterized. The transcript has 7 exons. The record is from RefSeq and is a predicted model, not a curated record. Lineage: Eukaryota; Metazoa; Chordata; Actinopteri; Siluriformes; Clariidae. Gene Ontology annotation, molecular function: S-adenosylmethionine-dependent methyltransferase activity. The coding region runs from base 288 to 1103 and encodes 271 amino acids.